GCUGAGUGCUGAAGCUGUUCUACUACUGUGUUCUUUGUUUUUUUGUUUGUUUUGGUUCUUUUGGUUAUGGUCAUGCACUCAACUCAAUAACUCAUGCUCAUGGAGUCAUGGUCGGUGAUGACUCAAACACCAGUCUAUAUAUUUUGGCCACCUGUUCUCUGUUGUUGCUUUUUUACAUUCUGCGCUCUCUCUCCCUCUCUCUGUCUCUUCCUCUGCAAUUUAUAUUAUAAGCUUUUUAUCGUGCUUUCAGUUCAGCCUUCCAGGUUUCAGUUCUACUUUCCAACUUUGAAUUUUGAAGAAACCCCGUCUCUCCCUCUCAAAAACAACCCCAAUAAUUUGUUUUUUUUCGAGGGAGAAGUCCUCACUUACUACUGGUGAGUGGUGACAGAUCACCACCCACGUCGACGUUUAAACAUUCAAGUGGUUGCAACCCUGCGUAUUCUUUUAUUCGAGAAAACACGCAGCUCCUUCUUCCUCUUUUCAUGGAAUCGCUUAGAAAAUCAUUCAAGUCGGCCCAAGGUUCCCACAAAUAUACUUGUAGAAUCUCCGCCGAAGCUCAGGAACAAAAUCACGAAUUGCAGCCCAUCCUCCUCGACCUCGACGAGCGCAUGUCGAAAUCUGACUCUUCGGACAACCACAGAGAAGUGGUCCUCAACAUCGACGGCAACAACAACUCAAAUCGUCACAAUGGUAAAAAUGCCAACAGCAGGGAGUCCGAUGGUGAAAAUGCGGGCCAAAGCGGUGCUGCUGACGCUGAUGGUUUCUCUUUUCACCAGCGACCGCAAGGUCCCGAUGGUCCACUACCCAAGCUGAUUGUGCAGUUCUUGCAUGAACAGACGGCGUCGGGGGAGAUAGCGUUGGAUAAGGACGAGCUCCGCUACGAUCGUAACUUGCCACCUAUGACGGAGAGUCCGAUGAAUCAUCGGCAGACUUCCUCCCGGGAGCUCAAGGCAUCCUUUCAAGGUUCUUCUCCCACUUGGGUUGAGACUGCCCAAAAACUCGUCCGACGACGCUACACCAGCUCGUUCGAGGAAGACGAACACAACCAAAUAAAACAACAUAAUGGCGGAUCGUCAAAUAUAGGCGGUGGUAGUGCUAAUAGUAGUGGUAGGGGCAGAGGUGAGGUUCUGAGAUGUACUUCCAGUGCUUCAUAUCGGAGGAAUUCGAGCCUGUUGAAAGCUAAAACCAAGUCGAGGCUCAUGGACCCACCGGAGGACCAAGACCGAAAAUCCGGGAGGGUGGCAAAGUCCGGCCAGGUGAAAUCUGGGAUGUUGGGGAGGAUUAAUAACGAGGAUGAAGACGACUCAUUUUCGCAGGAGGACGUUCCAGAGGAAUAUAAGAAGGGUAACAUCAGCGCCUUAACGCUUCUUGAAUGGGUCAGUCUGAUUUUGAUCCUGGCAACGCUUGUUUGCAGUCUUUCGAUCCCUGCACUGUCAAAGAAGCUGGUGUGGAGGCUCCAUCUAUGGAAAUGGGAGGUCCUUGUUCUGGUUGUGAUAUGCGGACGCUUGGUCUCUGGUUGGGGAAUUCGGCUUGUAGUCUUCUUCAUUGAGCGUAAUUUCCUUUUGAGGAAAAGGGUUCUGUAUUUUGUCUAUGGAGUGAGGAAAGCUGUUAAGAACUGUAUUUGGUUGGGUUUAGUUCUGAUCGCUUGGCAUGCUAUGUUGGACAAGAAGGUUGCGAGGGAGACGAAUACUAGUAUUCUGCCUUUUGUAACCAAGAUCUUGUUCUGUUUCUUAGUCGCUACAUUAAUAUGGCUUGUCAAGACACUCCUUGUUAAGGUUCUUGCAUCGUCGUUUCAUGUUAGUACAUACUUUGACCGGAUUCAGGAGUCUCUGUUCAAUCAAUAUGUGAUUGAGACCCUAUCUGGCCCCCCUUUGAUUGAAAUCCAGCAUGCACAGGAAGAAAACGAGAAGGUCAUGGCCGAGGUUCGAAACCUUCAAAAUGCAGGUGCUACUAUGCCUCCUGACCUCCGGGCAACUGUCUUGCCGACGACCAGAAGUGGGAAGGUGAUUGGAAGCGGUGGUCUCCAGAGGAGUCCUAAAGCUGGGAAGUCUGGCACAGUUUCUAAACAGCAGGAUGAGGGGAUCACAAUUGAUCACUUGCACAAGCUGAACCAGAAGAACAUAUCUGCUUGGAACAUGAAAAGGUUGAUGAAUAUAGUCCGGCAUGGUGUCCUGUCCACACUGGAUGAAACGAUAUUAGGUUCGGCUCACACUGACGAGUCAACAAUGCAGAUCCGAAGUGAAUGUGAGGCAAAAGCUGCGGCAAAGAAAAUCUUUAACAACGUGGCCAUGGGUGGUUCCAAGUACAUCUACCUCGAGGAUCUGAUGCGUUUCUUGAGAGAAGAUGAAGCUUCAAAGACCAUGAGUCUAUUUGAAGGAGCCACUGAAAGUAAAAGAAUCAGCAAGUCAGCUCUCAAGAACUGGGUGGUUAAUGCAUUUAGAGAAAGGAGAGCGCUUGCCUUAACACUAAAUGAUACAAAAACAGCUGUGAACAAACUCCAUCAGAUGCUGAAUAUCAUUGUUGGCAUCAUCAUAUUGAUCAUCUGGCUUAUCAUAUUGGGAAUUGCAACGACCCAUCUCUUAGUUGCCAUUAGUUCUCAAGUCCUCGUGGUGGUAUUUAUCUUUGGGAACACAUGCAAGACAGUAUUUGAAUCAAUAAUAUUCUUAUUUGCAAUGCACCCGUUUGAUGUGGGCGAUCGAUGCGAAGUGGAUGGAGUUCAGAUGAUUGUGGAAGAGAUGAAUAUCUUAACUACCGUAUUUCUGAGGUACGACAACCAGAAGAUCAUAUAUCCAAACAGUGUUCUUUCUACUAAGCCUAUCAGCAAUUAUUACCGCAGUCCUGAUAUGGGUGAUGCUGUUGAGUUCUGUAUCCACAUUUCCACUCCAGCAGAAAAAAUUGCAAUCAUGAAACAAAGAAUAACAGAAUACAUUGAGAACAAGAAGGACCACUGGUAUCCUGGACCAAUGGUUGUGGUGAAGGAUGUAGAGGACAUGAACAGGCUGAAGAUAGCAAUUUGGUUGACACAUCGCAUGAACCACCAGGACAUGGGGGAAAGGUGGUCGAGGAGAGCCCUCUUGGUUGAGGAGAUGGUUAAAGUUUUCAGAGAGCUUGACAUUGAAUAUCGCAUGUUGCCACUUGACAUAAAUGUCCGUAACAUGCCUGCUUUGACGUCUACCCGAUUUCCCUCUAAUUGGACUGCUUGUUCUAACUGAUGAUGCAAGAAAUUAACAUUUUAGAGAUCCCUUGGAGUUUAGGUGUAGAUGAGUGCAAGCUUCAGAAGAGCAUGAGAUGGCGAGGAGGGUGAUUUUGAUUUCUUUACCUACCUUCCCAGCAGAUUUUAUUUCUUUUCCCACUUUAUCCCUUGGUCUGCCGUUUCCCUUUCUCCUUGCCUUAAGAGUAGUGGUAGCAUUUACCUUUUUGGUCUGUUAAUGGUCAGACGUCCUCAGAUUGUUGCAGCCCUACCCAUAUCAAGCAUGCAGGUUUCAACCAGACUUUGAUAAAAUGAGAAUUGAUGGUGCCUUCUUAUCUUCUGGUCGUGCGGGUUAUUGCUUUGUGAUAUAUAAAGAAUAGGGAGACCUUUUGUUGAUGUGUUGACAGACUCUUGUGUUCCAACUUCCAAGAUCAGCGCUCUUCUCAGAAGGCUUACGUCGGCUCUCCUGAGUUUGCAAAUCUUCAUCUUUCAAUGGUGUGUGGAAUAAGACUGUUUAAACCUGGUUAAAGCUAUGACAGGUCAAGGUGAUAUACUGAUAUGUGUGCAAAAGUCUGGUUUGGAAACGGAGUGAAUGAAUGGUUUUGAGAAAUUAGUUUGGCGUCACCUUGAUGGAAAGAACAUCGUCGGCGCAUUUCUUGGUUAGCGAAGAGUGCGAAGAUGGGAUAGUCGGGCCUUGUACAAUGAUAUCGCUGAUGUAUGUUUGACUUGAGUAUCUCCCUCUUUUUCCGGUCAGUUAUUGAUUAGUGAAUGAAUAUUAUAGAAAAAAAAGGUUGUUGAUCCAUUGCCAUGUGCCAUUAGUCAUGCUUCCA
Nelumbo nucifera (sacred lotus) is the source of this 4020-nucleotide messenger RNA. Its product is annotated as mechanosensitive ion channel protein 6-like. The record is from RefSeq and is a predicted model, not a curated record. Lineage: Eukaryota; Viridiplantae; Streptophyta; Magnoliopsida; Proteales; Nelumbonaceae. Gene Ontology annotation, molecular function: mechanosensitive monoatomic ion channel activity. Gene Ontology annotation, cellular component: plasma membrane. Gene Ontology annotation, biological process: monoatomic anion transport; transmembrane transport.